Molecule: messenger RNA, 6759 nt
Organism: Mustela lutreola (European mink)
Lineage: Eukaryota; Metazoa; Chordata; Mammalia; Carnivora; Mustelidae
Gene: ZNF142
Product: zinc finger protein 142
Exons: 10
Coding region: 838-6342 (1834 amino acids)
Biological process (GO): regulation of transcription by RNA polymerase II
Cellular component (GO): chromosome
Molecular function (GO): chromatin insulator sequence binding; zinc ion binding
Source: RefSeq, a predicted model, not a curated record
ACUCCUUGGGCUUCUCGGUUGGAGGAAGGGGUAAGGGGAGACGCCAGAGAAAACCAUAGAGUACCUCCGUCAGCCGACAAGGGGAAGAGAGAGCGGCCUCCAUCGGCCCGAAGUCCUAGAGGCGGCUGGGCCGGAGGCGGUCGCACAAAGGGAGUCCCGGGAGGCCGCUCCAGCUGCUGGCGGACCAUAGAGACGCGGCUCCCGCCCGCCCUGGGCCGGGAGGUGAGUGAGCGGCUGCCGGGCGGGAAGUAGGAAGGGGUACGUGUGGAGCGGGCCGGAGGCAAAAGUUUCUCGAGCACCAGGAUGAGGGUGGGCCUGGGCGGCGGGACCCCUCGGGAGGAGGUGCUGAACGGAGCACGCCGACGAUCGGGGCCCCGGCGCAUCACAGCAGCAGUCCCGGUGCCCCAGCCGCGUCACUGCUCUGGACCCCGCCCGACUAUCCGCUGCCUCGCCUCUGGACAGUAAUCAUGACGAUGCUCCAUCCCAAGCUUUGCAGGUUACAAAACGGCCUUGCCAUUUGCUGGCUCUUGUGAUUCUCGCUCCCGUCCAACGAUGUGGACGCUGUCAUCACCUCCACUUUAUAGAUAGGAAAGCUGAGGCCCUGGAAAGCGAGGUGACUGUAUCUGUCUGAGGCCACGCGGCCCUCUCUCCACCUUAAUUUGGCCUUUCUCUUCCUCAGUGCCUCCUGUGACUACCUGUCUGCCACCUUACCCGCCUUCCAGCGGCUGAAGGUUCAGGUUCUCCAUCUAGACGGAUAGUCCUCCUUGGCUCCCCGCAGAGCGGUGAUAAUAUUCAGCUUAACAGCACAUAAGGAGACCACAGAACACGUCAGUGGUGAUGACAGACCCCGUGUUGGACUCACAGCCAACCAACAACACUGGGGAGAUGGAUGGACUAUGCCCGGAGCUAUUGCUGAUCCCCCCAUCUCUCUCUAACCGUGGAAUCCUGGAGCCCGUCCAGAGUCCCUGCCCUGCUGGGAACCCCACACCUUUGCCUGGUGACCCAGGCUGCCUGCUGGUAGAGGCCACAGCAACUGAAGAGGACACAGGGAACAUGGAGAUCAUCGUGGAAGCAGUGGCUGGAAACCUGUCCCCAGGUGCUCCUGGAGAGACCCCAGGUGUCCUGGUAAAGGUGGUGGAGGUGUACUUCUGUGAGCGCUGUGAGCAGAGCUUUGCAGAGCCCACUCUGCUGGCCCUGCACCAGUGUGCUGAGCCCCUCAUACAACCUCUGCCGAGCCUCUCUGGCCCCCCAUGCUCCGUAGAGCUCACCCCCAGCAACCUCCCUCUCUCUGGCCCUGUGCAGGGGCAGGGCCUGCCAGAUAGCCCCCUGCCGUGCCCCGUGUGUAGACAGGAGUUUGCCCAGCCCCAGGCCCUGAAGAGCCACUUCAAGAGUCACCGGGGCCCUCCCGCCACCUUCCCCUGCCCGGAGUCCGGCUGUGCGUUCUCUGCGGAAGAUCGCAAGGCCCUGCAGCUCCACCUGAGGCAGGCCCAUGCCGCGGUCCCCGUGCCGUGCUCUUUCCGGGGCUGCCCCCUGCUCUUCGGGAGCCGGCAGGCCAUGGAGCUGCACCGACAGGCCCAUUACCCUUUCCACUGCAACCAUUGCAGCUUUAUGGGUUCCAACGUCAAACUCUUCCGGCAGCAUCAGCGGAGCCACGGGCCUGGGCCGCAGGGAGAACUGUCUGCCCGGCAGGGUCCUCCGGCCCAGGAGCUGCUGCCAGCUCCCAAACUGUCCCCUAGAGGGGGAGAGCCAUCAGAACAAGCAGAGGCGCCCUUGCCCAGGGAGCAGUCAGCGGAUGAAGGGGACGCGGAGGAAGAAGAGAGUGGCGCUCUGAAGGACACCCAGAAAGGCCAGGGAGCUCAGCAGUUAGAAGGGGACGUGCCUCCUGGCACCGAGUCCCUCUUCAAGACCCACAUGUGUCCGGAGUGUAAGCGCUGCUUCAAGAAGCGAACACACCUGGUGGAGCACCUGCACCUGCACUUCCCCGACCCCAGCCUGCAGUGCCCCAACUGCCAGAAGUUCUUCACCAGCAAGAGCAAGCUGAAGACGCACCUGCUGCGGGAGCUGGGCCAGAAGGCCCACCGCUGCCCGCUGUGCCACUACAGCGCCGUGGAGAGGAAUGCGCUGAACCGCCACAUGGCCAGCAUGCACGAGGACAUUUCCAACUUCUACUCAGACACCUACGCUUGCCCUGUGUGCCGGGAGGAGUUCCGCCUCAGUCAGGCCCUGAAGGAGCACCUCAAGAGCCACACGGCGGCAGCCGCCACAGGGCCGCUGCCCCUGCACUGCUUUCAGGAGGGCUGCGGCUACAUGGCCCCCGACCGCAAGGCCUUUGUCAAGCACCUGAAGGAGAGCCACGGCGCGCGGGCUGUCGAGUGCCGCCAUCACUCGUGCCCCCUGCUCUUCGCCAGCGCCGAGGCCAUGGAGGCACAUCGCAAGAGCCACUAUGCCUUCCACUGCCCGCACUGCGACUUCGCCUGCUCCAACAAGCACGCAUUCCGCAAACACAAGAAGCAGGGCCACGCGGGCAGUGAGGAGCUGCGCUGCACCUUCUGCCCCUUUGCCACCUUCAACCCCGUGGCCUACCAGGACCACGUGGGCAAGAUGCACGCCCAUGAGAAGAUCCACCAGUGCCCCGAGUGCGCCUUCGCCACUGCCCACAAGAGGGUGCUCAUUCGCCACAUGCUGCUGCACACAGGUGAGAAACCUCAUAAGUGUGAACUCUGUGAUUUCACGUGCCGAGACGUGAGCUACCUGUCCAAGCACAUGCUGACCCACUCCAACACCAAGGAUUACAUGUGCACUGAGUGUGGCUACGUCACCAAGUGGAAGCAUUACCUCAGUGUGCACAUGCGGAAACACGCGGGGGACCUCAGAUACCAGUGCAACCAGUGCUCUUACCGCUGCCACCGGGCCGAUCAGCUGAGCAGCCACAAGCUGCGCCACCAGGGCAAGUCCCUGAUGUGCGAGGUGUGUGCCUUUGCAUGCAAGCGGAAGUACGAGCUGCAGAAGCACAUGGCCUCCCAGCACCACCCAGGCCCGCCAGCCCCACUCUACCCCUGCCGCUACUGCAGCUACCAGAGCCGCCACAAGCAGGCGCUGCUGAGCCACGAGAAUUGCAAGCACACCCGUCUGCGCGAGUUCCGCUGCCCACUCUGUGACUACCGGACCUUCAGCAACACCACCCUCUUCUUCCACAAACGCAAGGUCCACGGCUACGUGCCUGGCGACCAGGUAUGGCAGCUCCGCUAUGCUGGCCAGGAACCCGAGGGGGCUGGGCUGGGCCCAAUGCCCCCACUGGACUCCGAGCCCCCCAGCCAGCCGCCCGCCUCACCUGAGGGGCCAGACCCGGACCCUGCGCUGGCAGUGGAGCCCCACUCAGACCCGGCCCCGCCAGAGACCAGCGAGGAGGAGAGCACCGGGAGACAGGAUGGCAGUGAGGUUCCACAGGGGGACGACCUGGCUGGCAGCCCCAGUCUGGCAGAGGUCGAUGAGGGAGGGUGCACGCUGCACCUAGAGGCCUUGGGUGUAGAGCUGGAGCCCGUGGCUGAGCCACCCCUGGAGGAGAUCACCGAAACUACCCCGAUGGCCUUUAGGCCCCUGGAUCCCGCAGGGCCCCUGAGACUCGAAGGGUCAGAUGGAACUUUGACUGAGCUAUCUGCCUUUGAAGCUGCUGGGACUUCGGAUUUGGGUGCUGAAGAAGAGCCUGUUCCGGAAAAGCCAGUCCCAGAGGCCCCCCAAAACCUCCCUUCCUCAGAGGAGCCCCCUGACAGCUGGGCGGGAGCCUUGAAGGCCACUCUGCCCGCUGAGAGCACUCCGCUCCCCCAGUUCCCCGAGUCGGAGUCCCUGCUCAAGGCCCUGCGGAGGCAGGACAAAGAGCAGGCCGAGGCUCUGGUCCUGGAGGGGCGGGUUCAGAUGGUAGUCAUCCAGGGAGAGGGGCGCGCCUUCCGCUGCCCACACUGCCCGUUCAUUACCCGCCGGGAGAAGGCUCUGAGCGUGCACUGCAGGACCGGGUGCCAGGGCCGCCGAGGGCCCCUGCUGUGCCCCGAGUGUGGAGCCAGCUUCAAGCAACAGCGUGGCCUCAGCACCCACCUGCUGAAGAAGUGUCCCGCUCUGCUCAGGAAGAACAAGUCUUUGCCUGGACCGGGCUCCCCACUGCCCCCAGGUACCCAGGUCUCCGAGGACACAGAAGGUGCGAAGUCCCCCCCUGCCCCGCUAGAAGGAGAGCCAGCGCUCCCCAAAGAGGCUGCUGCUGCACUUCCCGGGGAGCCAGAAGAAGUAGAGGAGCCCCCUGGACUGCGCUCCAUGUCCGGGGAUGCCUUACCCGCAGAGACCCCUGAGAAGUUCCACUUCGAGCAGGGCAAGUUUCACUGCCACUCAUGCCCCUUCCUGUGCUCUCGGCUCUCCUCCAUCACCUCUCAUGUGGCUGAAGGCUGCCGGGGGGGCCGCGGCGGGGGAGGAAAGCGAGGGGCCUCUCUUCUGAGCUGUGGGGACUCUGUCUCCCCCAGCAGUGGGAGUGCAGAGGGCAGCCCCAGGACUGGGGACACGGCACUGGCUCCAAAGCAGAAGGGGGCCCGCUUCUCCUGCCCGACAUGCCCCUUCAGCUGCCGCCAGGAGCGGGCCCUGAGGACGCACCAGAACCGGGGCUGCCCCCUCGGAGAGUCUGGAGAGCUGCACUGCAGCCUCUGCUCCUUUACCGCUGCCGCUGCUGCCACACUCAGGCUCCACCAGAAGCGGAGGCACCCCACCACCGCCCCCCCGGCCCGCGGGCCCCGGCCCCCACUCCAGUGCGGGGACUGUGGCUUCACCUGCAAGCAGAGCCGCUGCCUACAGCAGCACCGGCGGCUCAAGCACGAGGGAGUGAAGCCCCACCAGUGCCCCUUCUGUGACUUCUCUACCACUAGGCGGUACCGGCUGGAGGCCCACCAGUCCCGCCACACGGGAGUUGGCCGCAUCCCCUGUAGCUCCUGCCCACAGACAUUCGGUACCAACUCAAAACUGCGCCUGCACCGGCUGCGGGUCCACGAUAAGACGCCCACCCACUUCUGCCCGCUGUGCGAUUAUAGCGGCUACCUGCGACAUGACAUCACGCGACACGUCAAUAGCUGCCACCAGGGCACCCCCGCCUUUGCCUGCCCCCAGUGCGAGGCGCAGUUCAGCUCAGACACAGCGCUCAAGCAGCAUGCACUGCGCCGGCACCCUGAGCCGCCCCCCACCACGCCAGGCUCCCCUGCCACCGAGGGCCCCCUGCGCUGCUCCCGCUGUGGGCUGCUUUGCGCCAGCCCGGCCAGCCUGCGGGGCCACACCCGCAAGCAGCACCCGCGACUGGAGUGUGGGGCCUGCCAGGAGGCCUUCCCCAGCCGGCCAGCCCUGGACGAGCACCGGCGGCAGCAGCACUUCAGCCACCGCUGCCAGCUCUGUGACUUCGCAGCCCGGGAGCGCGCUGGCCUGGUUAGGCACUACCUGGAGCAGCACGAGGAGGAGGAGGAGGAGGCGGUGGUGGCAGGUGCAGAGACCCCGGAGGGCGGCGCAGGGGCCAGCCAGCCCCCCUUGCGCUGCCCCUUCUGUGACUUCGCGUGCCGCCACCAGCUGGUGCUGGACCACCAUGUGAAGGGGCACGGCGGCACCCGGCUGUACAAGUGCACCGACUGUGCUUACAGCACCAAGAACCGCCAGAAGAUCACCUGGCACAGCCGCAUCCACACGGGAGAGAAGCCCUACCGCUGCCACCUCUGUCCCUAUGCCUGUGCCGACCCCUCCCGCCUCAAGUACCACAUGCGGAUCCAUAGGGAGGAACGGAAGUAUCUGUGCCCCGACUGUGGCUACAAGUGCAAGUGGGUCAACCAGCUCAAGUACCACAUGACCAAGCACACAGGCUUGAAGCCAUACCAGUGCCCCGAGUGCGAGUAUUGUACCAACCGGGCCGACGCACUGCGCGUGCACCAGGAGACUCGGCACCGGGAGGCACGGGCCUUCAUGUGCGAGCAGUGCGGCAAGGCCUUCAAGACACGCUUCCUGCUGCGCACCCACCUCCGCAAGCACAGUGAAGCCAAGCCCUACGUGUGCAACGUGUGCCACCGUGCUUUCCGCUGGGCUGCCGGCCUGCGCCAUCACGCGCUCACCCACACCGACCGGCACCCCUUCUUCUGCCGCCUCUGCAGCUACAAGGCCAAGCAGAAGUUCCAGGUGGUGAAGCACGUGCGCCGGCACCACCCAGACCAGGCCGACCCGAACCAAGGAGUGGGGAAAGACCCCACCACCCCCACGGUGCACCUGCAUGAUGUGCAGCUGGAGGACCCCAGCCCUCCUGCUCCUGCUGCUCCCCCAACAGGACCCGAGGGCUGAGUGCCUGCCCCCUCCCCCACCAUCACGGAGGGGGUGGUCCCACAUGUGCAGACCUGCAGACCAGAAGCAGAGCUCCCCUGCAGCUCCAGGGCCUAAGGAAGGGCUGGCUUCGAGGUUUCGGGGGCUCAGGCUGUAGUACUGGGACGCUGAUGGCCGUAUAAAGGAGUGACAUGGACCACAGAUUGAUUUCCGGUGGAGACCCCCUAUGUUUCUGACCUGUGAGUUCCCGCUUCCUUCAUUGCUCCCCCAGAGCCCCCAGCUCUAAGACCUUGGUUUCGCCCAUUAGGUCUUCCCCUCCCUCCUUGCUCUGUCCAGUCCUGUGUUUUUCCAGCACCCUCCAGACAGUUGUAUAUGACCGCAUGUGCUGUUGCGCCUCCUGCUCUCUGAAGCAUGUUAAACAGAGUGGUGACGAGCUUA